GGUCACGCAGCCUCUCUGCAUUCAGAGGACUGUGUAGGGGGAGAACAGCUGAGCUGCACAGUGAUACCAACAAGAAACAGCUCAGCUGGGACAACUUUUCAUAGGAAAACAAAGGAAGGCCCGAGAAAAUGAGCCAGGGUCUGUACAUAAAAAGCCAGCAGCAACAAGAGGAAGAGGAAGACGACGAGGAGGAUGGCAUAGCAGGAGCAUCAGAUUAUGAGGAUGGACACCCUUUCAUGGAAGGAGACUUUGGCAGCGAAGAAGAAGAGGUUUUAGAUUUCACUGAUCCCUUCAGCACCGAAGUGAAGCCAAGAAUCCUUUUAAUGGGAUUACGAAGAAGUGGGAAAUCCUCUAUACAGAAAGUAGUGUUUCAUAAGAUGUCCCCAAAUGAAACUCUUUUUCUGGAAAGUACCAACAAAAUUUGUCGGGAAGAUGUCUCCAACAGCUCCUUCGUAAACUUUCAAAUUUGGGAUUUUCCAGGCCAGAUUGACUUCUUUGAUCCAACAUUUGACUAUGAAAUGAUAUUUAGAGGAACAGGGGCACUGAUCUUUGUCAUCGACUCACAGGAUGAUUAUAUGGAAGCUCUUGCUAGAUUGCAUCUUACUGUGACCAGCGCAUACAAAGUCAAUCCUGACAUUAACUUUGAGGUUUUUAUUCACAAAGUAGAUGGUCUGUCAGAUGAUCACAAAAUAGAAACUCAAAGAGAUAUACAUCAGAGGGCAAAUGAUGAUCUCACUGAUGCUGGACUAGAGAAAAUACACCUCAGCUUUUAUCUUACUAGUAUAUAUGAUCAUUCGAUCUUUGAGGCUUUCAGCAAAGUUGUACAAAAACUAAUUCCACAACUUCCAACAUUGGAAAACUUGCUGAACAUAUUUAUAUCCAAUUCUGGGAUUGAGAAAGCAUUCCUGUUUGAUGUAGUUAGCAAAAUCUACAUCGCAACAGACAGUACCCCUGUGGAUAUGCAGACCUAUGAAUUGUGCUGUGACAUGAUUGAUGUAGUCAUUGAUAUCUCUUGUAUUUAUGGGUUGAAAGGAGCGGGCACACCUUAUGAUAAAGAAUCGCUGGCAAUUAUAAAAUUAAAUAAUACCACCAUUUUGUAUUUAAAGGAAGUGACAAAAUUCCUAGCUCUUGUAUGUUUUGUGAGAGAGGAGAGUUUUGAAAGAAAAGGUUUAAUAGAUUACAAUUUCCAUUGCUUUCGUAAGGCAAUUCAAGAAGUGUUUGAGGUAAGGGUGAAAGUGCUCAGAUCUCGCAAACAACUUAGUCAAAUACGAAAAAGCAGAAGAGCCGCCUCCAAUGGCCGGCCAAGAGUUCCGAUGUAACGAUGAAUCAUUUGAAAGAAGAGCUAGUACUGUUGGGAUUCAGCUUUUCUUCUUCUUCAUAUUGUGCGUGCCUGAACAUAAUUCUAUUCCUCAAGAGUGAUUAUAAGAAACUUUACCUUAUAGACAAUCAUGGUCAUCUGUCCUAUGAUGAAAACAUCAAACAAAAGUCUAGUGUUAAUAAUAUAUUUACCUGGGAGAUUACACUAUGCUAUCAUAUAGAAUAAGAGAAAGAUUUCAUCUAAUGAUAUUUCAUCUAAUGAUAAUUCAUCUAAUGAUAGUAAUUGUGGUCACACAGAAAUCCAGCGGGUUUGGAUCUCUGCCGACAGUUCUGUAACUUGCGGUAAUUUGUGGGCUGCAGUGUCACCAAAUUAGUUGCAAUGUAGCGCAACAUUGAGGUCUUAUGUCAGGUGGAUAAAAGUAGCCUUAAAGGGGUUGUCUGGGUAAAAAAAAAAUUUAAAAUCUGGUCAUGGAGGAGUUAAGUAAAAAAAGAACCAUCUAUUACCUUCCUCACACCAAUGGCACCGCAAGAAUAACAGAGCUUUGUUUCCUGCUGUCCAGUGUGUCUGGGCUUGGUGACGUGACGUCACACACUCACUCAUCCAAUCAGCGGCCACAGUGGUGUCCCGCCUCUGCCACUGA
Hyla sarda is the source of this 1958-nucleotide messenger RNA. RefSeq names its product Ras related GTP binding D (gene RRAGD). Lineage: Eukaryota; Metazoa; Chordata; Amphibia; Anura; Hylidae. Gene Ontology annotation, biological process: positive regulation of TOR signaling; regulation of autophagy; cellular response to starvation. Gene Ontology annotation, molecular function: GTP binding; GTPase activity. Bases 129 to 1319 code for a protein of 396 amino acids. The record is from RefSeq and is a predicted model, not a curated record. The transcript is spliced from 7 exons. Gene Ontology annotation, cellular component: lysosome; Gtr1-Gtr2 GTPase complex; nucleus.